UUCCAAAGUAAACGUUCAAAAGCUCAAAAAUCCUAAGGGAUCAACUGAGCCUCCUCUUCGCUGCACUGCGACAGUCUGUAUAAAAGUCACACACCUCCGCCAAUUAAAGGAACAUGAACCUUUCUGGUGCUCAGUCACUAUAAAGCAUCUGUCAUUGUUGGUGGUGAAUCCACCCCCUCGUGGUCCUCUGAUGGAGCAGGCUCUGCUGCUGCUGAUGGGACUUCACUGGCCUUUAAAUUUUAAUGUCUUGUUCGCUGCUGAGCGCUUUGUUUUCGGGACUCUGACUCUGGGCUGGAGGGUGUUUGUUCUGUCCACAAUAACAGCAAAACAAAGUUUACAUUUAAAAUGAAUAUUUCCUCACUGAGACGCACGCCUGCCGUUUUGUUACGUUUCCCUGUCGGCUGCUGGUUCAUCAGACCUCGUCUGCUGAGGCCAUUGAGACUUCAGCCAUUAAGAACAAGUGCAACAUGUAUAAAAUGAUUAAAUGAUUUUUAUUAUAUCAAACUGAAAUAAAAGCUCAGCACCUUCUGUGUAUCAUGUGAGCUUCAAAACCAAUUCAGCAGGAUGCUGCAGGUGGGGCAUUUUUGUUUGUGAGCUGACUGACAGCGGAAACCUCGCGGCGUCUUCGGGGCUGCAGAGGAACAAACCUCGGCAUGCGUGUCCAUUUUGUGAGGUUUGUUCGGGGGGGUGAAUGUGGGAGGCGUCCUUGUUUUUGGGUGGGCAGUUCUUCGUAUAGUCCUCCUCAUUCCACGAACCCCCUCCUUCCUCCUCCUUCCUCCUCCUCCCCCUUUAUCCUCGUCUUCUCCCCUCUUUUAUCCAAGCGCUGGCGGCCCCCACAUUCUCACAGCGACUGCGGGCCGUGGAGCGUCACAUGCCACCAUGAGUGUCCUGCCAUGCGGUUUCCUCUUCCUCCUCCUCCUCUGCCUCCCUGUCCUCAGUGAGGCAAAGCGGCAGCCCGGUCAGGGGAAACCUGACAAACCUCGCCAGCCUCCGUCGUCACCCCCGCCUCCAAAGAGAGCCAGAAACCGCUCGGUGCCCGGCUCUGGAGAGCUGAGCACCAAGGGGGGCCAUCGCUGCACCUGGCAGACGUCUGGUGAAGGCCUGGUGAGCCUGCUGGUGAACUGCAGCACUGAAACACUGGGCCAACAGCAGAGGUAUUGGUGUCGGUAUGCCGGUAAACCUGACCUUUGCCAGGCCUACGGGGUGAAGUCCAGCCAGUACUGGAAGCAGCUGGUAGGGAAGCUGAAGAAGAGGCAGAACGCCUGUGAAGGAGAGAAAGUCCUGAAGGCCAAAACCUGCAAGAAGGCUCCCGCCGAGGCCCACAUGAAGCUCGCCCAGCGAAGUGGAGAGGACGACCAGAAGGCAGGGAAGAAGAAAGGACCACCAGCGAGUAAGGGCUCAGAUGGAGGGAAGGCAGAGAAGAGGAAGAAGGAGGAAGAGGAGAAGAUGGAGGAGAGGACUGGGUUUGAGGAGGGAAUGGUGAACGACAUGGAGCCGGUGCAGAGUUACUGCAGCGAGGGGUGGCACUCCGUCUGCUCCUUCUUUGUCAAGUUUUUUGAGGGUUGAAGGAAAUGUAAAAUGAAUUUCUGAGAUCUGAUGAGGCACGUUCACAAUCGACCUCUGAAGAUGUUUGCACGAAGGCCCAGGCAGCUCACAGAUAUUUUACCUUCAACUUUAGGGUGCACAAGUAGAAAGGCACUUUGAAUUUGGUCGUAAAAAAACACACUUGUAGUCUGAGCAUUUUUUAAAAAUUACAAACUUCUUACAAACG
Scatophagus argus is the source of this 1771-nucleotide messenger RNA. It is a transcript of the gene fgfbp3, whose product is annotated as fibroblast growth factor binding protein 3. NCBI's taxonomy places the organism in Eukaryota, Metazoa, Chordata, Actinopteri, Scatophagidae. Bases 880 to 1566 code for a protein of 228 amino acids. The record is from RefSeq and is a predicted model, not a curated record. Gene Ontology annotation, molecular function: growth factor binding. The transcript is spliced from 3 exons. Gene Ontology annotation, biological process: cell-cell signaling.